Messenger RNA from Capronia epimyces CBS 606.96, 759 nucleotides. Its product is annotated as imidazoleglycerol-phosphate dehydratase. The record is from RefSeq and is a predicted model, not a curated record. The coding region runs from base 1 to 759 and encodes 252 amino acids. Gene Ontology annotation, molecular function: imidazoleglycerol-phosphate dehydratase activity. Lineage: Eukaryota; Fungi; Ascomycota; Eurotiomycetes; Chaetothyriales; Herpotrichiellaceae. The transcript has a single exon. Gene Ontology annotation, biological process: L-histidine biosynthetic process.
AUGCCAGGCUCAUUGCCGCGGCGCACGCAUACACUCUCCCGCAAUACCAACGAGACCAAGAUCCGGGUCUCUAUUUCACUAGAUGGUGGCUCACUACUCGCCUAUGAACCGUCCCAGCAUUUUCCUUCUUCGAUUCCGACAGCUCAAAAACAAUCAUAUCCAGAUGUUCUCAUCCCGUUGCCGACCUCACACCAUGCAACACAAAUAACGCCUACCCAGCAGAUCGCCAUUUCCACCGGCAUUGGCUUCCUAGAUCACAUGCUUCAUGCCCUAGCAAAACAUGCUGGAUGGUCUCUGGGCGUCCAAGCCUCCGGGGAUCUGAUCAUUGACGACCAUCAUACAGCUGAAGAUGUCUUCCUGGCGAUCGGGUCUGCGUUCAAUGCGGCUUUGGGCAAGCGGGCUUCUCUCGUCCGCUUUGGCCGAGGCGAUGCCCCCCUUGACGAAGCCUUGUCGUGGGCUGUCAUUGACCUGUCUAAUCGACCCUACAGUGUCAUUGAUUUUGGCUUUACCCGAGAGAAAAUCGGCGAUCUAAGUACGGAGAUGCUGACGCAUGGGCUGGAGAGCUUUGCUCAGGCUGCAAGUGUGACUCUUCAUGUCAAGUGCGUGUAUGGGCACAACAACCACCACAGAGCGGAGAGCGCAUUCAAAGCCCUUGCGGUGGCAUGUAGGCAGGCGUGCGAGAGGAGGGUUGAAGGAACUGUCGGUAGUGGCGACGUAACGAGUACGAAAGGCGUCCUUGGUUCUAGCGUCAAUACCUGA